Messenger RNA from Crotalus tigris (Tiger rattlesnake), 3342 nucleotides. RefSeq names its product chondroitin sulfate N-acetylgalactosaminyltransferase 1 (gene CSGALNACT1). The transcript is spliced from 8 exons. Gene Ontology annotation, molecular function: glucuronosyl-N-acetylgalactosaminyl-proteoglycan 4-beta-N-acetylgalactosaminyltransferase activity. Gene Ontology annotation, cellular component: Golgi cisterna membrane. The record is from RefSeq and is a predicted model, not a curated record. Lineage: Eukaryota; Metazoa; Chordata; Lepidosauria; Squamata; Viperidae. Bases 830 to 2449 code for a protein of 539 amino acids.
GCCUCCUAGUCAGUGGAAAGAAUGCGUCAAAUUCAUAUGGGAAAGAUGUCUUCAGCCACGGCUGGACAGUUUAACAGCUCAGUUCCCUGUUCUGAUUUGCACACUGAACUCUUUGAGAGUACGGAACCUCUCCCUCCCACUUCUCAUUUCCUUUGAAACUUGCCAGGGGCAUUUGAAACUUGUGGGAUUCUACUCCCCCCUUCUCUCCCUCAGUAGCAGGUUUACGUGAUAAUGUUCCUUUUCACCCUUUCAUUCCUUGAAGCUUUUUUUCUUUUUCCUGUUUUCCCCAUUCUAAAAUUAGAGUUUCUUACUGCAAAUUCAGAUUACUUAACAGCCCUAUUCCUUAACAAGUACGACACUUUGCAACCUGGUGACAGUUUAGCAGUACUCAAAGAGUACAGCAGGUAAGAAGUUAUCUUUAGUGUAGUUUAAAAAGAGAAAGACCUCCAUGAUUUCCAGAGUGACUUAUGGAAGAUAAUAAAUUAUCCUUAUAACAUGGAACAAAGCCACAGCUUGUGAAUGCUGGAAAGUAGCAUGGGCCAACACAGAUGAUUGUAUUCAUGGUAUGUGCUGACAAUUAUAUCAUUCUCUCUCUCUGCUGUGGGCAACUAUCCAUUUUUAUCCAGAAUCAACAGAUAUCCUUCAAAUGCCAACAUUGGUCUUUCAAUGAAGCUUUUAGUACUGCUGUUAAAUAACCUUGCAACAUUGUCCAGUUAUCAGAUAUUGUAUGCAGGUUAUAUUGAAAUCAAUCACUCAAAAACAUAUCAAUGUAUAUAACUUCUGAACUGAGUUCUAAAAAGAUUGCAGGAAAUUUUAGUUUGUUACAGGAAUGUGGGUAUCACCAGCUGCUUGGCAGAUGAUGGCUCGUCGUGGCAUAAUAGCAUGGCUCUCUCGAAUAGUAGUUAUACUUGUGUUCUUCUGCUGUGCAGCAUCUGUGUUCUACAUGUUGACCUGCACACCAAGAGGUACCCAUCAGCAACCUGCAUUCUUCAGAGUUAACAGCCCAACAGGAAAAGAGGAAUAUCAGGCAAUCCUACAAAAAGGAGAAGAAUAUUAUUGGGACCAUAUUAACAGCCUGAAAAAACAAAUUGCUGAGCUGAAAGAUAAGCUUCAGGAAAGGAGCGAACCACUGAAGAACAUGCAAGGUCAAGAUACUGAUGCACAGGAGGUUAGAUUAGACCUAGGAAACUCUGAGAAAUCCCAGAAAACCCUGCUGCAGUUCCUCCAUUCCCAAAUUGACAAAGCAGAAAUACUUACUGGCAUCAAGCUACCAACUGAAUAUGCUGCAUUGCCCUUUGAGAGCUUCACUCAACAAAAAGUUUAUCAGCUGGAGAUGGGACUUUUACGUCAUCCUGAGGAAACGCCUGUGCGCAAGGACAAGAGGGAUGACUUGGCAGAAGCUAUUGAGUCAGGGCUGGAGAUUUUAAAUAGGCCAAAGAGUAACAGUAAUAUAAAUCAUCGAAUAUACUCCAUCUCUGACUUCAUAGAAGGCAUUCGCCGUACUGAAAGAGAUAAAGGCACUCUAUAUGAGUUGAUAUUCAAAGGAAGCAAAAAAUAUGAAUUCAAGCGCAUUGUUCUUUUCAGACCAUUUGGUCCCAUCAUGAAUGUCGCAAAUGAAAACCUCAAUAUGGCCCACACUCUUAUUAAUAUCAUAGUGCCACUGGCAAAAAGGGCCAGCAAAUUUCAGCAGUUUAUGCACAAUUUCAGGGAGGUGGCUAUGCAGCAAGAUGGAAGAAUUCACCUGACUGUAGUGUAUUUUGGAAGUGAACAAAUGAGCAAAGUCAAAGAAAUCCUAGAAAACAUAUCCAAAUCAGCUAAUUUCAGAAAUUACUCAUUUAUCCAGCUGGAUGAAGCCUUUUCCAGGGGGAAAGGUCUGGACGUGGGUGCAAGAUUUUGGAAAGGAAACAAUGUUGUACUAUUUUUCUGUGACGUGGAUAUAUAUUUCACAAAGGAAUUCCUGAACACGUGUAGAUUAAACACACAACCAGGAAAGAAAGUAUUUUAUCCUGUUCUUUUCAGCCAGUACAACCCAAGUCUAAUAUAUGGACAGCAUAAUUCCAUUCCUCCCUUAAAACAACAGCUGGUAAUAAAAAAAGAGACAGGAUUUUGGAGAGACUUUGGGUUUGGAAUGACUUGUCAAUUUCGUUCUGAUUACAUCAAUAUUGGAGGGUUUGAUCUUGACAUUAAAGGAUGGGGAGGAGAAGAUGUACAUCUGUACCGUAAAUACCUUCAUAGCAACCUCAUGGUUAUCAGGACACCAGUCCGGGGACUUGUCCACCUUUGGCAUGAAAAGCAUUGCUUAGAUGAGCUGAACCCAGAACAAUAUAAAAUGUGCAUCCAGUCUAAAGCUAUGAAUGAAGCUUCUCAUGACCAGCUAGGCCUGCUGGUCUUCCAACGGGAGAUUGAAGCUCAUCAACAUAAACAAAAAGCAAAUAAUAGGAAUAUGUGAAGGUAAAAAUGGGUCUUUCACAAAGCAAAAUGUCAAACUUUUAAGAACAGCUUCUUAGGGAAAUUCUUGGGCUUAGAGGGAUCUUCAUAAUCUUUUAGGUUUGUGAUAAUAUCAUACAAAAAGGGUAGGACAGGCCUUCUUUCAGUUUCUCUUACUUUUUCAUCUCCAGCCCUGUGGGUUCCCAUUUGCCAGAAAAGAUUUGGGACUGUAGAGAGAGAUGAAGGGAGAAGGAUAAACGCACUUUGCUCAAAUGUAACAUUUCCUCAUUAAAGUAACAUUAUUUAUUUUUGGCAGAUACUUCAUAUUUGGUUUUCCUUCAGCUGAUAUAUGAGUAGAUUGUACAGAGUGUUGCAUUUUAACUGUUGUCAUGAAUGUGAAUGUCUGUGGAGACUAGCACCAAGAAAGCUGUUCAAAGUGAGACUGAUGGUAAUAGACUUUAUCAGUUCUGGCUAUGUGCUAUAUAUAUCUCUGCUAUACCUCUGAUAUAUUCCAGAUAUAUCAAAGAGAUCUGAUCACAUUAUAUACCCAAUUCAGUGAGAAAUUGGAUGAGCCAUAUGGAGGGAACAUAAUAAUUUUUUUUUCUGGCCUUGGACACUUAUGUGAUGAACUUGAAGCUGUUCAAAGAAAGUCAAGAACUCCUACAUUGCAGAAGCCAUAUUCUGGAGAAGUUACUAAAUUCCUUAAGAGUCAAAUGAAAUUAAUAUGCAAUGUUAAACUUGAGAGAACAAAGUGCAAUCAGUUUCUAUUUUAUAUUAAUGAUUAAAAAAAUGAAUUGGUGGCAGGUAGAAUGCUAAAUGCCUAAAGUUUAAAAUUGAUUUAUGUAUGGAAUGUAAAACUAAAGCAUAAUCCCCAAAUUAAAAAAUAAAUAAAAAUGUAUUUGUGUAAACUGUGAA